AUGCCCAGAACACCAGAGCCCCGCUUCACAUGCACCAUCCCGUCUAUCCACGAUGACAUUCCUCUCAACGUUCGCCUGUAUCACCCCGAUUGCCUCUCUCGGCCAGAAUCCAAGGAUUCGAAACAUGAGGAGGAAGCGGAGGCGAAAUGGCAGAAGAAAGGAAUUGUAAUGGCACAUCCGUACGCUCCCAUGGGCGGAAGCUAUGACGACCAUGUCGUAAAUAUCGUCAUAGACGAGUUUCUAAGGAAGGGGUGGAUAGUUGGUACAUUCAAUUUCAGGUGUGUAGGAGCUCAUGGCAGCAAAGGGCGAACCAGCUGGAGCGGCAGGCCCGAAUCAGACGAUUACAUCUCUUUUGCGGCUUUCUUCAUGCACUACCUCUCGUAUCUCCGCCCGAACCCUCUACCUACCGCCGUCUUCACCCCUGAGCCACCACUUGCUCCGACGAAAAAAUCGAGAGAUGAUGCGCCCGUCAUGGUCCUGGGCGGCUAUUCCUAUGGCUCCAUGAUUCUCCGUCACUUGCCCCCAGUUCCUUCUAUAUUGCAACCGUUCGCUUCGCCCCUCGAAGGCUCUGCAGCAGACGAGAUACUGCUUCGUGCACACAAGCUAGCCGACCAGAUCAAUCUAAAGUGGAUUAAUGAAGCACGGGCAUCAGCUGAGCGCGGGCGACGGAGACACGAGACAAAACUCUCGGUAACCAUGGGUGGUGAAGAGACGAGCCCUAAGAAACGGAGGAGCAGUAGGGAUAUCCGACGAAGUAUGGAAGGAAGCAAUGGACGCAGAAGCCUCAACAUCAGCGAGGGCCUGAGAAGUAUCAGUCACAGACGGUCCCCUCACCCUCAAGUAACGCCAGAACCCACAGCCCCAAGGCCAGCAAUCAUGAUGCCCGAUGUUUGUUACCUGCUUGUUUCUCCACUUACAGCGCCCAUCUCGACACUUGCCGCUCCAUCUUUGGCACACAAGUUCUGGAGCAAAUCGGCGAAUAGUACUACUAGUGACGUGAUCGCCAAGCAUCGCUCGUUGGUUGUCUACGGAGAUCGAGAUCAAUUCAGCUCAGUGCACAAGGUGCGAGAAUGGGUGCGUCGAAUGCAGAAUCAAGGCUCCUCCCAGUGUUCAGCGGAUGAGAUUGAAGGUGCAGGGCAUUUUUGGAAUGAACACAGUGUGGAGAGCAGGUUGAGGAGUGCGAUUGAGCAGUGGGAGAGAAAAGCGAGGGAGCGACCAGCGUAA
Periconia digitata is the source of this 1224-nucleotide messenger RNA. NCBI's taxonomy places the organism in Eukaryota, Fungi, Ascomycota, Dothideomycetes, Pleosporales, Periconiaceae. The record is from the annotation of a GenBank genome assembly.